CAGUUGCCCCCUCACUGCAGCGUCGCCGACACCAUUACUGGAAGGAACUAGAUGGAGAGCUGGACGGACUACUUCACGUCGCACUUCUACGCAAUGAAGGCGCGGCCCGUGUCGGCUUUUGACCCAGCAGGCUUCAUCAUCGUCAUCUCGGCAUUUCUUCUGCUCGUGGGCGUCGUGGCUGCCACGGCGCGUGCACUCGUGUCCAGGCGCGGACUUCUGCUACGCUCGCGCGUUGAGAAGAACCUUCAGGACAUGUCAGAUUACGUAUCGGACCAGCGCACACGUGUAGGUGAGAACUUACAGUACAUUAAGGGGCGUGCCAUCGACCACUCAGGCCGCCAGGGCUUCAUCGCCGAGAUGGCUAGCUACGCCUACCUCUCGCGACUCGCGUUUUCGCUCUCGAUAUUCGCCAUCGCUUCGUACCUCAACACGCUGGCUGCUGUAAUUGCAGGUUGGCGCACUCCCAACGUGGUGAUUCUUGAUCUUGCCAAGGAGAGUACCGACCAUAAGACUCUUCCGGAUCUUGGACAUGACCUCUUUAGAUUUGUUAUGACCAAGAUUUACGGCCAAACCACGUACAUUGAAUGGUUCGACCUGCCCGACGAGUUCCUUGCUGCUGUUGGUAUGCUGACGUCGUUUAUCCUCAUUCUGCAUCCGCGGCGCCUGCUGAUCUUGCGUCGCUUCUGCUUCAUCUUUGCUAUCAUCAACGUUAUGCGCGCAUGCUGCGUGGCGGUCACGUCGCUGCCAGACGCCAGUCCCAUGUGUAUCUCCCAGUUCGACAGCAAGGAACGCGGCAACUACAAGUCUCUGCCGAUAUUUCCAAAAGCCUUCUUCCGCGCUUGGAAAGUGUUGAUCCGCCCGUCACAGCACAUCACAUGCGGUGAUAUGAUCUUCAGCGGUCACGCAGUCUUUUUAAUUCUCUGUUGCAUGUUCGCCAGAACGUACUGUGUGCGCUCAGAAUUGAAUACGCCGUUCACCCGGCGCUUCCCGUGUGUGUUGUGGAUGAUUCGCUACUACAACUACAUCCUGUCGGCUUGUGGCAUCUUCGCUAUCGUGGGCACGCGGUUGCACUACACACUAGACGUCCUCAUCGCUAUCUACAUCACGAUCCAAGUUUGGUUCACAUAUCAUUGGCUUACGAACCACCCGGAGAAUAGUUUUCCUGUCAUUAAUUGGCUCGAACAUGCAGAAGUGCACUUGGUCGACCACAAUGCCUAUCGGAAGGCGCGGCGAUCUGGCAGUCAGAGUGAUCGAAUUGAAAAGAUCGACUAG
This is a messenger RNA of Phytophthora infestans T30-4, 1272 nucleotides long. RefSeq lists its product as uncharacterized. Lineage: Eukaryota; Oomycota; Peronosporomycetes; Peronosporales; Peronosporaceae. Gene Ontology annotation, cellular component: endoplasmic reticulum membrane; Golgi membrane. Gene Ontology annotation, molecular function: ceramide cholinephosphotransferase activity; sphingomyelin synthase activity. Gene Ontology annotation, biological process: ceramide biosynthetic process. The coding region runs from base 52 to 1272 and encodes 406 amino acids. The transcript is spliced from 5 exons. The record is from RefSeq and is a predicted model, not a curated record.